GUAGAAGACUGCGAGCAACAGAGGAAAAGCGAUGCCAACUUCUAUCAUGGUAUUUAUGUCCGUCUCCGUCUGAGUAUAGUGAAACUUUGAGACUAACUCAGUUUCUUGGUUGGGUUGGGUUCCGCCAUUUUUUAUGGUUUCAUCUCAGCAAAGCCUCGCAUGCUAGAAAAUGGAGGCUACUUUACUCUUUCUCUCCUUUCUCACGUUUAUACUCUCAUUCCCACUCCAUUCACCUUUUUCUUCUGCUCAGAUUAUGCAAGGUUUUGUAAGUUUGGACUGUGGAGGUACAACAGAAUUCACUGAUGAAAUUGAUCUUCGGUGGACUCCUGAUAAUAAGCUUACUUAUGGACAAACAAGUACUAUAUCAGUUGCAAAUGAGACACGGAAGCAAUACACGACACUCAGACACUUUCCUGCUGAUUCGAGGAAAUACUGUUACACACUUGAUGUUGUGAGUAGGACGAGGUAUCUGCUCAGGGCCUCUUUCUUGUAUGGGAACUUUGACAAUAAUAAUGUUUAUCCAAAAUUUGACAUUUCUGUUGGGGCUACACACUGGUCUACCAUUGUUAUAUCGGAUGCCAACAGCAUAGAAAUGCGAGAGCUUAUAUUUCUGGCUUCAAGUCCUACAGUGAGUGUUUGUUUAUCAAAUGCAACAACCGGACAACCAUUCAUCUCUACGCUUGAACUUCGCCAAUUCAAUGGUUCAGUUUAUUAUACACAAUUUGAGGAACACUUUUACCUUAGUGUCUCUGCAAGGAUAAAUUUUGGUGCAGAGAAUGAUGCUCCAAUUAGGUAUCCUGAUGACCCCUUUGAUAGAAUUUGGGAGUCGGAUUCUAUAAAGAAAGCUAAUUAUCUUGUUGAUGUAGCUGCUGGAACCGAAAAAAUUUCUACAGAAGCACCAAUUGAUGUGAACAGAGAUGAAAUGCCACCAGUGAAAGUGAUGCAGACAGCUGUAGUGGGUACUAAUGGAUCUCUAACUUACCGAUUAAACUUGGAUGGUUUUCCUGGUACUGGUUGGGCAUUCACCUAUUUUGCUGAGAUUGAAGAUCUGGGUCCCAAUGAGUCCAGAAAAUUCAGGCUAGUACUUCCAGGCCAGCCUGAUGUUAGUAAGGCAGUUGUAAAUAUUGAAGAAAACGCUCAAGGGAAAUAUCGUCUUUAUGAACCAGGAUAUACCAAUAUAUCCCUACCUUUUGUGCUCUCGUUUAGAUUUGGCAAGACAUAUGAUUCCUCUAGGGGACCUCUCCUAAACGCCAUGGAGAUAAACAUGUAUUUGGAGAAAAAUGAUGGUUCUCUAGAUGGAGCAACUAUCUCCAGCAUACUUUCGCACUACUCUGAAGCAGACUGGGCCAAAGAAGGUGGUGAUCCAUGUCUACCUGUUCCAUGGUCAUGGGUUCGAUGUAACUCUGAUCCACAACCAAGAAUAGUCUCAAUCUUGUUAUCCAAUAGAAAUUUGACUGGCAAUAUUCCUUUGGAUAUCACCAAAUUGGUUGGUUUGGUUGAACUAUGGCUUGAUGGAAAUAUGUUGACUGGUCCAUUACCUGAUUUUAUUGGGUGCAUGGACUUAAAGAUCAUUCAUCUAGAAAACAAUCAAUUGACCGGUGUGCUCCCAACUUCUUUAGUGAACCUUCCAAACUUGAGGGAACUGUAUGUGCAAAAUAACUUGUUAUCUGGAACAAUACCAUCAGAUCUUCUUAGUAAGGAUUUGGUUUUGAACUACUCUGGAAACCUCAAUCUUCACAAAGAAAGCAAAAUAAAGGGGCAUAUGUACGUAAUUAUUGGUUCAUCAGUUGGGGCUUCUGUUCUACUUUUGGCUACUGUUAUAUCUUGCCUGUAUAUGCGCAAAGGCAAGAGAAAAUAUUAUCAGCAAGACCGAGCUGAUUCUCUCCCUGCUCAAAGGCUGGCUUCUUGGAAGAACGAUGAUCCUGCAGAAGCUGCUCACUGCUUCAGUUUUUCUGAAAUUGAAAAUGCUACAAAUAACUUCGAGAAAAAAAUUGGUGCCGGUGGUUUUGGAGUUGUCUACUACGGGAAGCUAAAAGAUGGAAAAGAGAUAGCAGUUAAAGUUUUAACCAGUAAUUCCUAUCAAGGCAAGCGAGAGUUCUCGAAUGAGGUAACUCUUCUUUCAAGAAUACACCACAGAAAUUUGGUACAGCUGCUUGGUUAUUGUCGAGAUGAAGAGAAUAGUAUGCUUGUCUAUGAGUUCAUGCAUAAUGGCACUCUCAAAGAACAUCUUUAUGGUCCAUUAGCCAAUGGAAGAAGCAUCAACUGGAUUAAGCGUCUUGAGAUUGCUGAAGAUGCUGCCAAAGGUAUUGAAUAUCUUCAUACGGGUUGUGUUCCUGUCGUUAUUCAUAGAGACUUAAAAAGCAGCAAUAUUCUUCUCGACAAGCACAUGAAAGCCAAGGUUUCUGAUUUCGGUCUUUCAAAACUUGCUGUUGAUGGAGUCUCACAUGUUUCAAGCAUAGUUCGGGGAACAGUAGGAUAUCUUGAUCCUGAGUACUAUAUUUCCCAACAGCUGACAGACAAGAGUGAUGUUUAUAGUUUUGGUGUAAUUCUCCUUGAACUAAUGUCUGGUCAAGAAGCAAUAUCAAAUGAAAGCUUUGGUCUAAAUUGCCGAAACAUAGUCCAAUGGGCAAAAUUACACAUUGAGAGUGGAGAUAUACAAGGUAUUAUUGAUCCCUUUUUGCAGAAUGAUUAUGACCUACAAUCAAUGUGGAAAAUAGCAGAGAAAGCAUUGAUGUGUGUUCAGCCUCAUGGACAUAUGCGGCCAUCAAUUUCAGAAGUUCUAAAGGAGAUCCAAGAUGCCAUAUCUAUUGAAAGACAGGCAGAAGCAUUAAGAGAAGGGAACUCAGAUGACAUGUCCAAAAAUUCUUUUCAGUCUUCCUUGAACAUGGGUUCUAUGGAUCUAGUUGGAGCUGAGAGUUUCUUGUCAAUUGAUGAAUCAGUUGCACAGCCAACAGCAAGAUAGAUAUCUUUUGUAGACAAAAUCAAGUUUUUCUUUUGUUAAUUCUCGCCGUAUGAUUUUAUCUUUUUUCUCUCUUUCAUUCAAUGUCUGAUUGUGGAGAGGGAUUGUCCUUAUGUGGUUGGUUUAAUGAUUGGUGCACCCUACCAACCAAACGAACAGUCUUUGUAUACUGCAGUUCUUGUGUUCCAUAUGUAUACUGCAGUUGAUUUUAUUUUCCCCAAUUUGACAAUUUGAAUUUGUUUUAUUAUUGCAGAAGUUCAAGUUUAGAAAUUUUUAAAUUAUAUAAAUGUAAAACUCGACUUUUCUUUUUCUGGACCA
Messenger RNA from Vigna angularis (adzuki bean), 3277 nucleotides. RefSeq names its product probable LRR receptor-like serine/threonine-protein kinase At1g67720. Bases 170 to 2962 code for a protein of 930 amino acids. The record is from RefSeq and is a predicted model, not a curated record. The transcript has 15 exons. Gene Ontology annotation, molecular function: protein binding; protein kinase activity; ATP binding. NCBI's taxonomy places the organism in Eukaryota, Viridiplantae, Streptophyta, Magnoliopsida, Fabales, Fabaceae. Gene Ontology annotation, biological process: protein phosphorylation.